Messenger RNA from Fusarium odoratissimum NRRL 54006, 1783 nucleotides. RefSeq names its product 60S ribosomal protein L27-A. Gene Ontology annotation, biological process: translation. NCBI's taxonomy places the organism in Eukaryota, Fungi, Ascomycota, Sordariomycetes, Hypocreales, Nectriaceae. The record is from RefSeq and is a predicted model, not a curated record. Gene Ontology annotation, molecular function: structural constituent of ribosome. Bases 148 to 555 code for a protein of 135 amino acids. The transcript has 3 exons. Gene Ontology annotation, cellular component: ribosome; cytosolic large ribosomal subunit.
CCGAAAAAUGGAAGGCACCUUGUCAUGUGACUAGCUGGGUCUCGCUUGCACACCAGCCCACACAAAAUAUUUUGGUGCGUAAUUUGAACUUGUCUUGACAACUCCUCGCAACUUCACUAACCAGCAGACAACACACCGCCGGACAAGAUGAAGUUCCUCAAGGUCGGCCGAGUCGCCAUCAUCACCCGCGGCAGAUACGCCGGAAAGAAGGUUGUCAUCAUCCAGCCCGUUGACAACGGCAACAAGCCUCACCCUUUCGGCCACGCCCUGGUUGCCGGCAUUGAGCGAUACCCCUCCAAGAUCACCCGCCGCAUGUCCAAGACCCGCCAGGAGAAGCGAAACAAGAUCAAGCCUUUCAUCAAGGUCAUCAACUACAACCACUUGAUGCCCACUCGCUACACCCUGGAGCUCGAGGGCCUCAAGGGCGCCGUCUCUAACGACACCUUCAAGGAGGUUUCCCAGCGCGAGGAUGCCAAGAAGACUGUCAAGAAGGUGCUCGAGGAGCGAUACACCAGCGGCAAGAACCGAUGGUUCUUCACCCCUCUCAAGUUUUAAAAAAGGAAUCGUUUCUCCAUCACGGUUAGGGAGUUGGCGGGAUGUACAGAGCAUCGAUGGCAUUAAGGAACGCCGGUUUUUAUGGGCUCAAUAUGAAGUUUCUUAAAUCACAACCAGAUCUCUACUUGCCGCGUGAUUGUAGCGUCAAUAUACAACGCGGAUCGGACGGACGUGUUGUCCCGACCGAAGGAUACCACUGGCGGAGUUCAAUGAAUUGGUGCCAUCAAUGAGGUGUUGAAUAGACCUUGAGGACUUUUCUUGACGGUUGAAUGUCUACGAGGUUUACGAAAUCCAUAACAUGAAUCAAAAUUUACCGUCAAAACGUACAUUACGCGCAAACAAAACCUGGUGAAACGAAAGAGAGGGAAAAUAGAUCAAUGAACUUUUGUUAUGGUAGGUUUUUCUUAACCGUUUCGUUUCUACAUGUCUAUGGCCAAACGCCGUCUAGAGUUACACAUCAAUUAGACCUUUCGUGAUGCGGUUCAUACAUGGACCGCUACCUCGCGCUCUGCGCCCAGCUCUAUGGCUUUACACUUCAUAAGACCUCCCUUCCCCAAUCAAACAGAAUAUAUCAAAAAGUCUCCAAUCCACAGAAAAGUGCGCCAAGUCAAUCCGACUGUGGACACAUUCAGACCAAGUUCAACAACUUGGUUGGGCGUAAUACAUAAGGAAAUAACGGAUAUAGAAAAGAGGUUCCUUAGAUCGCCGUUCGCCCCGUGAAGUAAACGUCAGGGUCUUGUUUCCCAUUGGCACCAUAUAAUACAGAGCUCUAGACGUGCUGGGCAUCGUUGAUGCCAAAACGGUUGGACACCUCAUUGGCCAGUCUAGUGGGAUCAACCUCUGAGGAGUAACCAGGAGCAAGGCCACCAAAGAAGGUGAAGAUUAGGAAAGCGGUGGCGAUGAUAAUGGUGACCUUGCGGAGAAUGGGCUUGCGAGCACCAAACUCAGCCCACUGUCGGUUGGCAUCAGCAAUGUGGCCCUUGAUCUGCUCGUAGCCGAGCUUAUAGUAGACCAUGCCACCAAGAGCAAUGGAGUAGCCAAAGAAUUGGAGACCAGUAACCUGGGUGCCCCAGAUCAUCAUAGAAGCAAUGACCAGAAGAAUAUCCUUGAGAACACCGCAGAGCGUGAGGACGACAGCAGAAGUCUUGCCAAUCUGAGAGUCAAGUUAGUAUGAAGUUGCGUGGGAAUUGCCAAGGGAAACAUACCAGGAAGACGACGGAGACAUUGA